Messenger RNA from Manis pentadactyla (Chinese pangolin), 2509 nucleotides. RefSeq names its product coiled-coil domain-containing protein 150-like. Bases 1276 to 2391 code for a protein of 371 amino acids. Lineage: Eukaryota; Metazoa; Chordata; Mammalia; Pholidota; Manidae. The record is from RefSeq and is a predicted model, not a curated record. The transcript has 6 exons.
UUAGUGUGUACAUCUGUGUGUGUGUGUGUGUGUGUGUACAUAUAUAUAAAAUAAAUGGGCUUAUUUUGUUACUGUUUUCCCCCUAGAUAAAAGUUAAACAGCUAGAAGAACAACUACAGUCUUUUGCUGAAACCACUUCACAGAAUGACCAUCUAUGCAAGAUGAACAAGGCUCUAGAGUGGAAAUAUGCUCAGGUCUGAUUAAUAACUAGGAAACAGAUUGCUGCUGUAUUAUUUGAAUUAGUUUUUAAGAAAUUGAUGACUUUCUCCCCACCUUAACAUACAAAUCCCACAAAGAUGAAUAUUCUCUCACUUGACUAAAUUCAAUGAACACUUUUUAAACACCCACUACCCACAAGUUUCUGCUAAGCCAUAGAGAAAUGCAUAAAGAUGCCUGAAGCAGGAUUGGUAUAUCAACUGGCCUAUGCUCUAAUUUUAGAGGUCUAGGAAUAUAGUCAAUAAACUUCAUUACAGAAUAGAGAGUUAUGCCUUUCAGAAGCAGAAUAGAUUGUAUUAUGAGCACUCAUAGGGAGCACCGUUACGAUGGAAACAUUGAGAAAUGCUUUCAUAGGGGAAGUGGUUUCACAGAGGAAGCCUUAAAACUCUCGGCAGAUGUUAAAGAAGUACCUUUGGUUUUUGAAUUACAGGCAAACUCAGAACUCAGUGCCACCAAGACACACCCGCAACAGCUCACCUGAAAGAUCUGUUAGUAGUAAAGGUGAUUACUUGUCAGUAUGUGGCCACUGAAGCUGAAGACCUUCUGCAGGUCACAGAGCAUUUUAGUAAAUGAGUAAAGAAAGUUAGACAAAACGCAUAUACACAACAUUUAGUGAAGAAAAUAACCCAGGAAUGUGUUACCUAAAGAGAUUCAUUUCAGUGUCUUAUAAAUUUACCAUGUAUGAAAUUAUCAUUUUUUAAAUCUUUUUCAGCAUAAGCAUGUGCGCCUUUUGUAUCUGUAACUGUGUGCACAUAAAGCCCUGGUAACCAAGCAACCAUAUUGUGACUUCACAUGGAAUCCUGUUAGGGUUCUAACCCCUGAGCAUGCUGGUAAACAGGGCCUUUGUGAGAUAGGCUCUUCUACAGGGAGUUUGAUUCAAAGUGUGUUUCUUCACUAGGACAUACUUUACAGUGCGAUUUCUUCAUUCUAAAAGCAAAGGAAUACAUUUCCAAGCAUAUUUUCCACUGCGGUUUCAUUUAGAACAUUGCGUUGUUUCUCUAGUAAAAGGGGAACUCGAAACAAUUCUACUUGAGUUGAUCUUACUGUUUCUAAUUGGUGAUGCUGCCCAGAAGAAGGAAGUCUCCGGAGAGGCCUGCACUUUCCAGCCCCCCUGAAAGCUAUCGGCCCCACGCGAACACUGGGAAGGAAAGAGCUGCCUCCGCUGGACUGCCCAGAGUUACUCCCAACUCCACACGCCCUGUGACCUGUGCUCCAACCCGGACUUUGAGAUCUUCUCAGGAGAUUGGAGACUCUGAAAUAUCUCUAAAGACUCUUUUCAAUGCUAUUAAAACUAUGGAGGGGAGGCUGGAAGGUAAAAUAGACAUUCUUGCUUCAAGACCAUUAAUAAAUGAUGAGUCGCCAAAUUUUCUUAAACUGAAUUCGGAGAAAUCCAUUCUUGAAAAGAAUGAGGAGGAGCUCUCACAAACAAUGAAGUGUCGUGAUGUAGCCCCGAGAGAGAGUCAGAAGUUGAAAGGAGACCUCGAGGCUUUGGAGGACGGGGAGAAUAAGAAGGGGGGAAACUUUCAGCAGCAAUUGGCAGAGGCUAAAGAAGACAACUUCAAAGUUACACUCAUGUUGGAGACCAUGCUGGCUUCUCACAGUAAGAUGCAAGCUGCUCUGGAAAAAGUCCAAACAGAGCUUGGGCUGAGGGACUCGGAGAUUGCAGGCCUCAAGAAAGAAAGGGCUCUAAAUCAACAGAGGGUGCAGAAACUAGAAGCAGAAGUGGACCAGUGGCAGGCGAGAAUGCUUGUUGUGGAUGCCCAGCACAACAGUGAGAUGAAGACUCUACAAAAAGCUCUAGAUGUAGCGACAGAAGACAACAGGAAACUGGCGAUGAGCCUGGGGCAAGCUCUCCAGACAAAUAAUCACCUGCAGACAAAGCUUGACAAUGUUCAACAGAAACUGGAAACCAAAGAACUGGAGCGACGCAGUUUGGAAACGUUCAAAGAACGGAUGACAGAAGAGUCCAAAAUGGAAGCAGAAUUUCAUGCUGAAUGCAUAGAAGCUCUAAAAAAGCAAUUUCAAACAGAGAGAGAAACUGCAAAGAAAGCAGUGCAGUGGGAGACAACUGAGGUAUGGGGUCAGGGGACAAAAAGGUUUCUUCUUAGGUCAAUGCCUUUAAGAGGAGAAUCGGCUCUAAGUGUUAGGGUCCGGAGUCGACCACCUCUCAAAUAGACAGAAGACACUCAUGAUAAUGCAAGUCACACAGCGGGGUUUAUUUCCAGCUAGCUGGGGUCCAAGUGUCUGCCCGGUGCAGCGGGUUUCAACAAGGACCCAAAGCACUCAAAGCCAG